CUCUCUUUCUCUCUUUUCCUCUUUCUCUCUCUCUCUUAAUCUCUCUCUCUCGCUCUCCCUUCGUUCUUCGUAAACCUCUUCGUUCGAUCAGAAAGUCAGAUCGUUGGGAAGGAAGAUCCGAGUUUAGAAUGUCAACUGCGAAGAGAAUUGUGCUGUUUUUUCUGUUACUUUGGAAAUCUGAAAAUUCUUAUCAACGAAUCGACGAUAUAAAAUAUGUGAUCGGUCUUCGAGGAGCAGCGAAGGUCAACGAUACGACGAUCUCAUCGCGGGAAAAGAGAACCUUGAUCUUUCCCGGUCCACAGAUAUCCCCGACCCUUUUGUUGAUCUUUGGCCUAGGAACACCAUUGCAAUUGGACCGUGAAAGUGUAAUCGUUGGAGUUUUUAUCAAAAUAAUAUAUGCACUGCCAAUGAAUAGUACGGACUUUACUGAACCUGGAGUUUACUAUACCAGAAAUACCAAAAGUAGAUGGAGUAUUUAUAAAAUUCUUGAAAAGGCCGCAACCAUUUAUGGAUUCGGUGGGAAAGCCUGUCUGUUAAGAGCCAUUUGCGAAAUAGCUCACGUACCCUUUGAUGCACAUCACGGAUUAUUUGGUCAAUUAAUGCAACUAUUUUUUAAGCCGUCGAGUACCGAGGAGGAGUACGAUGAGUACGGGGAUCGAGAAUACAGGGCAGCCGAGCGGCUGGGCAAGCAGGUAGCGGGCGAAAACUGCCACGCCCUUUAUCCGGAAUGCCGCAGGAGUGUGCUCGACGUAUUUUCAACAGUACUACCCGCGUGAAUCUUUCACCCUUCUUUUCUUGGA
Vespula pensylvanica (western yellowjacket) is the source of this 800-nucleotide messenger RNA. RefSeq lists its product as uncharacterized. The coding region runs from base 129 to 776 and encodes 215 amino acids. The transcript has 3 exons. NCBI's taxonomy places the organism in Eukaryota, Metazoa, Arthropoda, Insecta, Hymenoptera, Vespidae. The record is from RefSeq and is a predicted model, not a curated record.